AACUAGCCAUUGUCUUGGUCAGUUCUUUUUCAUUUGGAAUUAUCAAUCAUGGAUGAAUUCAAACGACAACCUCGUCUUCCCAAGUUCGCUGUUCCAAAACGUUACGACAUUAAGCUUAAACCCGACCUCAUCCAAUGCCGUUUCUCCGGUUCCGUCGCCGUCGAUCUCGACAUCAUCACCGCUACUUAUUUCAUCGUUCUCAAUGCCGCUGAACUCACUGUCGCUAACGACACCGUUUCAUUCACCAACCACGAUUCCUCCAGGGUUUUCAAACCUUCAAAAGUUGAAUUGUUUGAUGAUGAUGAGAUUCUCGUCUUGGAGUUUUCAGAGGAAAUACCUAUUGGAUUGGGUCUAUUGUCUAUUCAGUUUGAUGGGAUAUUGAAUGAUAGAAUGAAAGGUUUUUACAGAAGCAAAUAUGAGCAUAACGGUGAGAAGAGGAAUAUGGCAGUUACACAGUUUGAAGCAGCUGAUGCCAGAAGAUGCUUUCCUUGUUGGGAUGAGCCUGCUUGCAAGGCCACUUUCAAGAUUACAUUGGAUGUGCCUUCCGACCUUGUUGCUCUCUCCAACAUGCCAGUUGCUGAAGAAAAAAUUGAUAACAAUUUCAAAACUGUUUCAUAUCAAGAAUCACCAAUCAUGUCAACAUAUUUGGUUGCUAUCGUCGUUGGUUUGUUUGAUUACGUGGAAGAUCAUACUCCCAAUGGGGUCAAAGUCCGAGUGUAUUGUCAAGUCGGCAAAACAAACCAAGGGAAAUUUGCACUUGAUGUUGCUGUGAAAUCUUUGGGACUUUACAAGGAUUACUUCGACACUCCUUACACCUUGCCAAAAUUGGACAUGAUUGCAAUACCUGAUUUUGCUGCUGGAGCCAUGGAGAAUUAUGGUUUGGUUACAUACCGGGAUAAUGCUUUACUCUAUGAUGAUCAGCAUUCUGCUGCCGCUAACAAACAGUCGGUUGCAAUUACCGUAGCUCAUGAACUAGCACAUCAAUGGUUUGGCAAUCUUGUUACAAUGGAGUGGUGGACCCAUUUAUGGCUGAAUGAGGGUUUUGCAACUUGGGUGAGUUAUUUAGCAGUUGAUGGCUUGUUUCCUGAGUGGAAAAUAUGGUCUCAAUUUCUUGAUGAAUCUAAGGGGGGUCUUAGACUGGAUGGGCUUGCCGGAUCCCACCCAAUUGAGGUAGAGAUAAAUCAUGCUAGCGAGAUUGAUGAGAUAUUUGACGCAAUAAGCUAUUGCAAAGGUGCAUCUGUUAUUAGGAUGCUGCAAAGCUAUCUUGGUGCUGAAAGCUUUCAGAGGUCACUAGCUUCUUAUAUAAAGAAGCACGCUUAUUCAAAUGCUAAGACUGAGGAUUUAUGGGCUGCACUUGAGGAAGGAUCUGGUGAACCUGUGAAUAAGUUAAUGACCACAUGGACUAAGCAACAAGGAUAUCCUGUUGUAUCUGUUAAAGUCAAUAAUCAGAAUUUGGAGUUUGAUCAGUCACAAUUCUUGACAAGUGGUGCUCAAGGGGAAGGCCAAUGGAUUGUUCCAAUAACACUAUGCUUUGGCUCAUAUGACGUCUGCAAAAAUUUCCUCUUCAAAACAAAAUCUGAAACGCGUGACGUUAAAGAGUUACUCGGUUCCCCCAUUGCCGAAGACGGCAAAUCUUGGAUUAAACUUAAUGUGGAGCAGGCUGGUUUCUACAGGGUGAAAUAUGAUGAGUUGCUUGCUGCUAAACUUAGAUAUGCAAUAGAGAAAAAAUUAUUGUCUCCAUCAGACCGGUUUGGAGUUUUGGAUGAUACAUUUGCACUUUGUAUGGCUCGCAAAGAAUCAUUGACCUCCUUGCUUAACUUGAUGGCAGCUUAUAGGGAGGAGGAUGAUUAUACUGUGCUCUCUAACCUGAUAUCUAUAAGUCAAAAAGUUCAACGUAUUGCAGCUGAUGCAGUUCCGGACUUACUAGAUUAUUUCAAACAGUUUUCCAUUAACCUUCUUCAGUUCUCUGCAGAGAGGCUUGGUUGGGAUCCUAAACCAGGAGAAACUCAUGAUGAUGCGUUGUUGAGAGGAAAAUUUUUGACUUCCCUUGCUGAAUUUGGACAUGAUCUGACACUGGAUGAAGCAAGCCAGCGAUUUCAGGCUUUCUUAGAAGGCAGAAAUACUCCGCUUCUUUCUCCUGAUAUAAGAAAGACAGUUUAUGUGGCUGUAAUGAGACGGACAACCAAAUCUAAUCGGUCGGGUUAUGAAUCACUUCUGGAAGUAUACAGAGAAACUGACUUAAGUCAGGAGAAAACACGUAUUUUGGGCUCGCUGUCUUCUUCAUCUGAUCCAGACCUAAUUCUUGAAGCUCUUAACUUUAUGUUAUCUUCGGAGGUCCGGAGUCAGGAUGCUGUUUAUGGACUCCGUGUCAGUCGGGAAGGAAGAGAUGUGGCUUGGUCAUGGCUUAAGGAAAAUUGGGACAACAUCUCAAAAACUUAUGGUUCUGGAUAUUUAUUAACUAACUAUGUCAGUGCAAUUGUCUCACCGUUUGCUUCCCUUGAGAAGGCGAAGGAAGUGGAGGAAUUCUUUGAUAGCCAUCCUAUGCCUGCCAUUGUUAGAACUUUAACGCAGAGCCUCGAGCGAGUUAAUAUAAAUGCAAAUUGGGUUCAGAAUGUUCAGAAUGAAAAGGGCCUUGCUGAUGUUAUAAAGGAGUUGGCUUACAGGAAAUACUAGGCCCUGUUUACCCUUGUUUGAAUAUAGUUUCACUUAAUAAUAAUGGCCGUCUCUUUCAAAGGCCCAGAAACUAAUUAAGUAAUAAUAGUUGAAUUUCUUCGGUUGAACUUGAUAUGAUAGUCUGUUUAAGGUGGACCAUUUUCUGAAUAACGCAUUUAUUAUAACCGUGAGAUUUAUACUAAUCUAGUGAGAACGGUAAUGAUUGAUAAUGCUUAGAUUUCUUGUAUUCCAAAUAAUGCUUGUUACUCUUCAAAUUAAAGAGAAUGGCAAGGAAAUUCACAACCCCCACUUUCACGUCUGCAUUUAUUUUGCGUUUCUAUUUUGUCAAAAUUUCAGAAUCAAUAUGCUAAAAAUGCUAUCAAAUCCACAGCUCAUUCACCAAAAAUGUCAUGUUCAUAGAUCAGCAUUAUUGUAGCCAAGAAUGGUCCUACUAGUGUGUACUAAUAUCAUCUGAAUCUGCGAGUCAUGCUUAUGGAAAUGAGAUAAAAUUCUAGGUGUUUCGUUGAACUUUUUCCCUUGUAUGUUUCAGUCAUUUAUUUCUAGAAAGGAAAAUAAAUCAAAUCUGUAUUUUAUGGGUAUCUUUAUUAUUUGAUGCAGCAAUAAAGUAGCUGAGUUUAAUGACAACUCUUGGUUCGGAAACUGAGGCAGAAGCAAAGACUAGUUGAUGAGUUCUUGGAGAAUUCAUGUGUUUUGUAGAAUUCAGAGAAGAAGAAAUUAUGAACCUGUAUCAGCUGAAUCAGAUAGAAUUUGAGUUAAGUUUGGAAGGACAAUGAAAGAAUUUGAGUUUGAUAAGGUUUUUUUAAUCAAGAAACAACUCAAGGUGGAAUCAAUUCUAAGGUCUGCAAUGGAAAGGCAGAAUGUAUGCAAUUUCAUUUAUGGUCAAACCGACAUAAGCAAAACAUUUACCAUGGUCAGUGAUGUCAAAAUUGUGUACAUUCUGUGUUAAUCGCUGCUCAAAGUGUGCCCGUGUAGCAAUAGUGAAUACAGAGUUACACGGCGGAUUAACACUAACAAAUACAAUGGAUGUGUUGUCCUUCUUUAUAUUGCAUGAUUAGAUACAUUACAGCUCCAACCCUUUUGAAGCCUUUUCCAUGAUGCAAUAUGUUUUUGAAAAGUGGCAGAUGAAAAUGGUUUUGAAAAGUGGUAGAUGUUAAUGAUUUUUGAAAAACAGAAUCCUAACACCAAGAGAGAGAUUUUUUGGAAUGAAAAGCGGAAGACCAUUUUCGAUGAGAAAGAGAAUCUUAAAUGAAAGAGAAUAAAAGG
Vicia villosa (hairy vetch) is the source of this 3936-nucleotide messenger RNA. Its product is annotated as aminopeptidase M1-like. NCBI's taxonomy places the organism in Eukaryota, Viridiplantae, Streptophyta, Magnoliopsida, Fabales, Fabaceae. The transcript is spliced from 22 exons. Gene Ontology annotation, biological process: peptide catabolic process; proteolysis. The record is from RefSeq and is a predicted model, not a curated record. Gene Ontology annotation, cellular component: cytoplasm. Bases 49 to 2673 code for a protein of 874 amino acids. Gene Ontology annotation, molecular function: metalloaminopeptidase activity; zinc ion binding; peptide binding.